UUAAACGUCAGGGUCUAUUAACCAAUUUAUAAUUUUUAAAUAAAUUAUAAUAACUUUGCUUAUGUAUUUUUAUGUUAAAAAUUACUUUAAACAAUCAUCAUGUGGAAGUGCCAUAAAUGUGGCAAGCCAGUUUAUUUUGCUGAACGAAAACAGUCGUUAGGAUAUGAUUGGCAUCCAGAAUGUUUACGCUGUGAGGAGUGCGGUAAACGUUUAAAUCCUGGACAACAUGCAGAGCAUAAAGGUGUACCGUACUGUCAUGUACCAUGUUAUGGUGCUUUAUUUGGUCCACAAUUAUUUGGGCAUGGUACUCGAGUCGAAUCUCAUAAAAGUUUUGGGCAAAAUAAAUUUACGCGUGCUAAUACUGGACCAAUAUUGCCUAGGAGUCAUUUAGAAUCUAAAUUAAAGGUAUUUAAUCAAUUUUAUGAUGGUCGAGCUUUAGAAAUACGUAGUCGUGAAGUAAAUGGUCGAUUGGUGUUAGAAGGUGCUUUAAGAAUACAUUGGGGUGUACGUGGCCUUAUACAUUUAAAAGAAGAUGACGAUCAACGUACAGUUGUUACUGUACGUAAACGAAACUCAUGUCGAAUUUCAACUAAUAUGGGAAAUGACGCAGAUGUACCAAUUUUCAAUUCCAAUAACGAAAAAUCGAAUUUAGAAAAUAAGGAAAUCACAAUCAAUAAUUUAGAUCAAGAUAUUGCCGAUCUGUCAAUUGCACAAGAUACGGAAGAUAAUUCAUCAGUUACAACGGAUGCAACAGAUACAGCAGAUACAUCGUUAGAUACAUCAUCUAAUUGUGUAAAAAGUUAUACGUUACCACCAAAAUUGGAUAUUAAAAAUAUGGAAUGGGAUGAACUAGAUGAUCUUUUACAAGUUGAACGUAAAGUCGAAACAUCAUCAAAAUUGUAUCAAACAAUGCCCGUAUUAAAGUCAUCAUCACAGUCUUCCAAUUGUUCACCAACACAAAGCAGUUCAUUUGAAUCACCAACAAUAAGCAGUGAUUUAAGUGAUGACAUUAGUCCUAGUGAUCAGAGUUCCAGUUUAUUGGAACUUAACGGAUGUGGUACAUUAAAACGUAUCAAAAAUUAUGAGAAAAAAAUUGAAAAACAGAAUUCAUUGGACGGUGGCGUAGGCACAAUCGCAUAUCAAAAAUUAGAUAAUAUCAAUAUGUCAAUUAGUCAAGAUGAUAGUUGGAUCGAAAAAGGAUUGAAUCGUUCAAUGUCGGGACCAGAUUGUUUGGAGCGUAGUCGAACUCAACAAGAUUCUGAUACGGAUUGCGAUGAGAGUUUAUCACAGGAAACAGUUAGUUUGAAUAAUGAACAUAUUUCAAAACCACGACACGGAUCAACUGCAAUUCGUAGACGGCCCGGGGCACGUCGUUCACGUACGAAAUUAAAACGACGUUGUUCAAUUAAUGGGCAUUUUUAUGAUCGUGAAACGAGUAUAUUUACACCGCCACAUGGAAGUCAAAUGAGUGUGUGGGUUACAUCGUUAGUAAAUACACAAGAAGUUAUUAACUUGAUGUUGGAAAAAUACAAGGUUGAUAGUGAUCCGGAAAAUUUUGCUCUGUUUGUCGUUAGAGAUAAUGGAGAACAACGUCGCUUAAAAGAUGAUGAAUAUCCGUUGCUUGUAAGAGUUUUGUUGGGACCACAUGAAGAUGUUGCAAAAUUAUUUAUAUUCGAUAGGCAUAAUUCGGAUGAAGUGAGUUCUGAAGUCGCACAAUUUUUAAAUUUAUCUGUAGUUGAAUGUCGUGCAAUUCUACAACAAUAUCGUGUACAAGAAGAACGUGAAAUUCAGCGAAUAAUUUCCAAAUAUCAAGAAACUAAGAAACGUAUCAAACAGAGGAUGGAAGAAUUAAAAGUGAGAUUGUGAUUUAACUCAAAUGAAUUACAUUAUAAGA
This is a messenger RNA of Chrysoperla carnea, 1894 nucleotides long. RefSeq lists its product as uncharacterized. NCBI's taxonomy places the organism in Eukaryota, Metazoa, Arthropoda, Insecta, Neuroptera, Chrysopidae. The transcript has 7 exons. Gene Ontology annotation, biological process: signal transduction. The record is from RefSeq and is a predicted model, not a curated record. Bases 100 to 1866 code for a protein of 588 amino acids.